Messenger RNA from Cooperia oncophora, 1254 nucleotides. The record is from the annotation of a GenBank genome assembly. NCBI's taxonomy places the organism in Eukaryota, Metazoa, Nematoda, Chromadorea, Rhabditida, Trichostrongylidae.
AUGAUGGAUCGCUGUUACAUGGAAAACAGACGUCUCCGAGAAACUUGCGCGGCGCUGCAACAAGAAAUAGAUGAUUGCGGAAGCGCCCCGGAAGAAGAAAGACUCAAAAUUCGGGAUUUGUGCCGCGCUGUACCAUCGCUUCCCAAACCGGAGCAAGUCUACGACAAAAUAGUUGCGUGCUGUCGAGAGUUUCACGAAUGCACCAGAAGAAUGUCAAGCUUGGACCAGCGCAUUCGAAACUUACGAACAUCAACUACUCACUCUACCGACUGGACCGAGCGUUUCCAUGAACUUGAGCUGACUGAAGUGCUGUGCGACAGAAUGCGCCUCGAAUUUCUCUUGGUUCGAUGCCAAAUGCGCACACUUUUCAGUGUGCCGCCUCUCCUCGUUGCUACAGGAGAAGAACCGCAAGCAAUCUGGAAAACCUGGAUGCCAAAAGAACAACUCAGUGAUGAGGAUGACCCUCUCCUCAUAGAGCCAGACAUCUUAGAAGCAGCCAUCGCAGACCAGCUUCAAAUCCUUGAUGGGCACCGAUUUACGCGUGAACUGCGCAUUUCACUCCGAGAAGAACACAGAAAAAGCGUGAGAACUUUUCAAUAUAUCGUCACUGAGAGCCUCCAGCGUCUUCAGUCUUCGAUAGAAGCACUCAUGCUGCAAGAAAAGAACAAUAUAGAGAUGGCUCAACCUCCACCCAUCCCUGAGCAGGAAGCACAAGUUGAGGAGGAGAGCGUUCCCAGGGAAGCGCAAGAACAAGAACUCAUACGCGAAAAUGCUAACCAGGGAAAUGCGAGGCGAAAUGAAAUUGAAGAAGAAAUACGAUUGCGCCAGGCAGAAAUAGAAUUCCAGCAGGCCAUAGAGAGCUUGGAAGCGCAGCAAACAUGCCCUCCGACGAGACUCGACCGCGGAGAAGUUCAGCUCGAGGAAGAACGCCACAUGCGCUGCGCAUUUUGCGAAGCGAUGGGAGCGCAUUAUACUGACUCGUGUCAUGUCGUAAGAUCAGUUCAGCAAAGAAGAGACCUCGUGGCUGAGAGAAGGCUAUGCAUCCGUUGCCUGAAAUACUGUAGUGGUGACCAGUUUUGCAAAAACGCUCUACAAAAUGUUACCAUUGCCGUGAGACUGGCCAGAACUCUGUUCUCUGUGCUCUUCGAGAGACGACCGUACAACGGUUCAGCGACUCUCCACGGCAAGAUUGGGGUUACAGCGCCGCGAGAGAAGGUUACAAGAGGUGGAAAGAGAGCUACAGGAACUUCUUAA